Messenger RNA from Rhinocladiella mackenziei CBS 650.93, 276 nucleotides. RefSeq lists its product as uncharacterized. NCBI's taxonomy places the organism in Eukaryota, Fungi, Ascomycota, Eurotiomycetes, Chaetothyriales, Herpotrichiellaceae. The coding region runs from base 1 to 276 and encodes 91 amino acids. The record is from RefSeq and is a predicted model, not a curated record. The transcript has a single exon.
AUGAGCGUAGGAACCCAUUACUUCGACAUCCGUCCUGUCAUCUCCAGUGCCAAUAAUUAUCCCGGCCACUACAUCGACAACGUCAAUGAGUUCACUUCAAGCAACAACGAACACAUCGCCUUGUACCUCCCCAACAUCAAAAACACCGACGAGGGUUACUCGCCAGUUAACGAUGACGAGUGGGCCGGCAUCCUGCACCCAUUCUGGCCAGACCUGAACUAUCUCUGGGCAGUGAACUGCUUCACAAUUUGUCGUUUCUCUGGGGCGAUGGCGUAA